AUGCCUUCGGAGUGGAUAUACAUUUCACAACCUACAAGCAAGCUCAAUCAACGCAUCGUGCACUUCCCCCGAGACUCGAAUUUCGCUCGAUGGGAUCACGUAUAUGGCCGUCCAAAGCCUAAGAACGCGAGAACCUUCAACGCAUAUAGGAAACGGCUUUGGGCUCCACCUCCAACACCGAAGAAGGAACCGAGUCCUUGGUUGAAUCUGGUCCCGACAUGGCUUCAACAUAUGCCAACGUGGCCGGUAAAGCAAGUAAAAGUUCAGUCUCUUGGAAAGAAUCACGUAAUGGAACCUCCCGAAGAAGACUUUAUGAUGAGCGGCGCCUUGCCUGUCGAGAAGGAUACGAGGGAUUUCGAACCAACUAGUGAGGAAAAUCAAGUCCGGCCUGCGCCAGCAUAUGAGGAGGUCUCACCGAUUUGGGACUGUGUGGAGGCCAGAGAAAUUGAGUUAGGACUUUGCUGA
Parastagonospora nodorum SN15 is the source of this 465-nucleotide messenger RNA. RefSeq lists its product as hypothetical. The transcript has a single exon. Lineage: Eukaryota; Fungi; Ascomycota; Dothideomycetes; Pleosporales; Phaeosphaeriaceae. The record is from RefSeq and is a predicted model, not a curated record. Bases 1 to 465 code for a protein of 154 amino acids.